Haliotis rufescens (red abalone) is the source of this 2005-nucleotide messenger RNA. RefSeq lists its product as uncharacterized. The transcript has 9 exons. The coding region runs from base 515 to 1714 and encodes 399 amino acids. The record is from RefSeq and is a predicted model, not a curated record. NCBI's taxonomy places the organism in Eukaryota, Metazoa, Mollusca, Gastropoda, Lepetellida, Haliotidae.
UGCCUUCGAAGGAUCAUUUUUGGUAAAAUACUCUAAUCGCCAACACAGGGUGUCUUUGAAAUAGCUUCUGAAGGUCUCUUUUCACAUUAUUCACAUAGUAUACGCGCAGACCAUAUAUACAUUUUAUGUACAACAUACAUACACCUAUUUGGAUACAUAGCAGCCACAGUCAUAUCUUUCACUCUAUUUCUGGUUCCAGUAUUAAAGUCACACAGUUAAUUACACCAAAGUGUACAUAGAAGCAAUGACGUCUAUGUAGCCGUCAUCAUAUAGUCCAGUUAUAUGCGCCAUCAAUAUACAAAGAGUGAGCGAGUGAGUAUGGUUUUACGCCGCUUUUAACAAUAGUCCAGCAAUAUCAAGGCGGGGGACACCAGCAAUAUAGGCUUCUCACAGUGUACUUCGACGUGACGUGCGAAUGCUUUAACCUUUAGGCUACCCGACCACCCAAAUAUACAAAGAAACUUGCUUCAUCAUUAUAUAUUUUCACAGUGGUAAUUUGCUCUGUGUGUGCAAAAUGCAAGGACAAGAACAUAGAAGUAAUUUGCAGAAUGAUGGUCACAGUUCCGAUCUAAUUCUUUGCAAAGACAAGGAUUUAUUUACCGAAGAAGCACUUCCCUUCAACAUGUACAGUGCCAUGUACAUUCUGGUGGAUGAGGUGUUAAUCAGUGUGCUCCUAAAUAAGAGGCGUGCGGUAGAGACAGUGGAACUAUAUUUUGAAGGAUUUGCAGAAGCAGGAAAUCGAGUGUUCCUGAUAAAUAACCUGGAUGACGACCACAAAUUUAAGACAUUGUUUUACCAACUGCCACAGGGAUGUGCAAAGAUAUACACAGAGAUUGUCAUAUCUCAGUCCCCAAAGAACAGAGCAUGGUCCCCAGUCAUGCAGGAGGAAGAAGAGGAGGAGAAGACAAUGGUGGAUGAGGAAGAAGAGUGGAUGGAAGAGGAAGAAGAUGAUAUUGUUGAUAAUGUUGCAAAAACCGUUUCAAUGUUAGAUCCAGAUGCGGACGGCACAUCUGAACAAAAGGGAAAACCUGCAGAAGGGAACAAUGGCGUCCAGUGUUUGCAAUUCGGGUCACAUUGCAAGAUGACAAUCAGUGCACAGUCAAAUCAGCUGGUCAUCGCCAAACAAGAUGGCAGUCACAAUAUUGUGAACAUCAGUGUUGAACCGUCCCCUUCUUCAUCCAAAAUGGUUGUGGUGAUGACAUCCAAUCCUGACAAUCCAGACCUGGAGGGACUCCUGGUUCAUGAGAUAGACAGGGACACAGACGUGCUGAACAUAUCGCUCACCUCUCUCGAAGCUGCUAUCGUUGGUGUCAGAAAGGGAUCUGUUGUCAUGGAGAUUGAAGUGAAAUCUGGUCAGAACAUGAACCCUGAUUGGAUGAGUCAGGUUCUUCAGACUAUCCUCAAGGAUAUUCUUACCCCUGACGUUCUCGGUGAAACAAAACUACAGGUUGACAUCAAUACACUCAAUGUUAUACCCAAAGAAAAACUGGGAGACUAUGUUCUUCUGCUGGACCCUGAACGAAAACAUGAAACGUGCGUAAAAAAAGAAAAGUACCAAGCCCUUCAGAACAGACUUGAAGCAACACAAAACAAAAUGAAAGAAUCAGAGAAUGUUCGAGUUGUCCAGUUAGUGAACCACACCCACUCCUCCGGGGGUACUAUUGUGCUGGUCAGCGGGCCUCCCGUCCAUCUUCAAGACAAACUCCUGGCAUAGUUUUGAAGAUGUUGUCGUGGUCAAAAGGAGAUAGCUGUACCACUCACAGAACAAAAAUCCUUGGAUAUAUCUUGGCAGUCGUCACUGAUGCUGUGCUGGGCUGAAAAAACGUUUUUGAUCCGUCACUGACGUUUGUGCCAUGAGGACUUUGAAGAUGUUGCCCAUUACGUCCCAGCAAUGCUAUAAUGUUGCAGUCAGUGCAGCUUCCAUACUGUGGUGUAGCAGUAUAAUAUUACACUCAUAUAUACUGAAUGGCACUUGGAUUCGACAAUAAAAUGUAAUUAUGUUGUA